AUGGGCACGUGGUUCGAGGCCAGUACAGCUUCACUGAUCCAGAUGAUUCCAGACGGACAGUGGACUACUCGGCUGACCCCAACAGCGGAUUCAACGCAGUCGUGCAAAGAACUGUGUCGGUCAUUAUCGAUGAUUGCUUUUUGCAACUCAAACCUGAAACCUAAGGAAUGUUAUAUGAAGGUCGCCCAAGUCCUUCAACCCCAAGUGGCCCGCGUCCAAGUCCCGGUGGUGCAAACGCACGUCGAACCAUACGACCCCAACCCCCAGUACACCUUCGCUUAUACCGUGGACGACAGAUCUACUGGCGACUCCAAAACGCAGCACGAAUCGAGACAUGGGGACGUGGUACGCGGCCAGUACAGCUUGACCGAUCCAGAUGGUUCCAGAAGGACAGUGGACUACUCAGCUGACCCCCACAGCGGAUUCAAUGCAGUCGUGCAGGAACGGUCGUAG
Phaedon cochleariae (mustard beetle) is the source of this 453-nucleotide messenger RNA. NCBI's taxonomy places the organism in Eukaryota, Metazoa, Arthropoda, Insecta, Coleoptera, Chrysomelidae. The record is from the annotation of a GenBank genome assembly.